This is a messenger RNA of Sorex fumeus (smoky shrew), 1146 nucleotides long. RefSeq names its product basic salivary proline-rich protein 1-like. The record is from RefSeq and is a predicted model, not a curated record. The transcript is spliced from 2 exons. Lineage: Eukaryota; Metazoa; Chordata; Mammalia; Eulipotyphla; Soricidae. Bases 1 to 1146 code for a protein of 381 amino acids.
AUGGGUGUCCAGCACCUAGCAGUAAAGCCCUCAAUCAAGUUGACUGGAAUACUGUCUUGGGAAAAUUACAGAAAUUCGCUCACUGCCCAGGGAUCCCUGUCCUACCCCUUUGGGGGGUCCGGGGGGCACGGGGUGGCAUCCCACCGAGCCUGGUCUUGCCCCACCCGCCCCCUCCACCCGCGGCGUCCCAUCUCUCAGGCGCUGGGAGAAGGGGGGUGCACGCCACGCCGCUGGGGCCCCCGCGAGCAGGGAGAGGGGACCCCUGGAGUCCACAGCAGUCCAGACGCCGGCGGCAGCGAGGAGGUGGCCAGGGCGUGGGAUGUCCCGGAGCCGCGCGGCCCGGCCUCCCGGACCGGUGGUCUAAUGGGCAGCUCGCCGGGAGGCGGGCACAGGCCCGAAGCCUCCCCGCGGCCCAGCCGCCCCGGCCCGCUCCGGCACGGGCUCCUCGGCCGAGGGCGCCGGGGGUCCAGGCCGCCCCGGGCCCCCACCGCGCUCUUUGUCCGGGCCGCGCGCGGGCGGACGCGUGCGCCAUCCCCCGCCUUCCGCCCCCGCCUCCCCCGCCCCCCCCCCACACACAGGGGGACGGCGGGAGGCACGGAGAGCGCGCGCGCGGACGCGGGCACGCGGGCACGCGCGCCGCUCGCCCCCGCGGGCCGCCCGCCGCGCGCGCGCGCGCGCUCCCAGCGCCAGGCACGCCGCGAGCGCGCGCGCGCGCAAGAGCGGGCGAGCACGCGCGCCGGCGCCGCGCCCGCCCCUCCCCCCGCGCUCGCCUCGGAACUUGCUGACUGCGCGGCCGGGAGGAGCCGAGCCGGGCGGCGGCGGCGGCGGCGGGAGGCCACAGCGCGUGGGGGUCUCCCGCGUCCCCUGCGCCUGGCCGGGAGCUCGCGCCCUCGCCCCGCCGAGUUCCCACCACCACCGCCCCCCCUUCCCUUUUUUUUUUUCCUCCCCUUUCCCGAAGGCGCUGGGCGGCGCCACCCUCCGGCCGGAGCCCGGCACUGCAGCGCCGCCUCCGACUUUCAAUGUUCCUCGCUCCCCGGCCGGAGCCUCCGCGGCUUCUUUUCUGCCCUCCCCCCCGGCCCCCCCCCCCCAGCUGCCUCCAUUUCCUUAAGGAAGGGGCUUCUGCUCUCGCCCUCCCCCACAGCGUAG